AUGUCUGCUGAAGCCGCCGCCGUCGAAGUUCAAGCCAACGAGGCUCCAAUUGUCGCCCCAAUCAUGUACAAGGUCGAAUCAAGUGAUGGACAAGUCUAUGAAAUCAGUGAUGAAGCAGUAAAGCAGUCGAACACCCUCUCCAAUCUGAUUUCUACAUGUGUUGCCAAUGAUGUUGCUUCAAUGGAUCCAAUUCCAAUUACCAAUGUCACCGGAAACAUCAUGAAGAUGGUCAUUGAGUGGUGUGAGAAACACAAAGGAGAAACACUUCCAGUUGAAGAUGACAGUGUUCCCAAGAACAUCACUGUUCCAGAAUGGGAUACCAACUUCUUGAAAAUCGACAACGACGUGCUCUUCGACUUGAUUGUUGCCUCCAACUUCCUUGAUGUGCCUGGAUUGAUGAGCUAUGCAUGCAAGAUGGUCGCCAACAUGGCUAUCGGAAAGUCCCCUGAUGAGAUGAGAGUUCUCUUUGCAAUUCCAACUGAUGAGGAGGAUGAAGCUGCCGAGAAGGCUGCAAAGGAGAAGGCUGAAGCUGAGAAAAAGGCAAUCACAGAGAAGGACGCAGCUGAACCAUCAACUUCCAAGUAA
This is a messenger RNA of Caenorhabditis elegans, 585 nucleotides long. RefSeq names its product Skp1-related protein (gene skr-7). NCBI's taxonomy places the organism in Eukaryota, Metazoa, Nematoda, Chromadorea, Rhabditida, Rhabditidae. The transcript has a single exon. The coding region runs from base 1 to 585 and encodes 194 amino acids. Gene Ontology annotation, biological process: protein ubiquitination; ubiquitin-dependent protein catabolic process. The record is from RefSeq and is marked reviewed.